Nelumbo nucifera (sacred lotus) is the source of this 1537-nucleotide messenger RNA. RefSeq lists its product as uncharacterized. Gene Ontology annotation, cellular component: CCR4-NOT complex. NCBI's taxonomy places the organism in Eukaryota, Viridiplantae, Streptophyta, Magnoliopsida, Proteales, Nelumbonaceae. The record is from RefSeq and is a predicted model, not a curated record. Gene Ontology annotation, biological process: mRNA catabolic process.
AUUACUCCCUACUCCCCACCCCGCCUUGCCUCGGAAAAUAAUCCAUCAACCUGGGCUGGAGAUUGGAGAAGCAGCGAAGCGAAGGACAGAGAGCUCUCGGCGCUCUUUUUUAACUAACUCCACAAUCCACAUCGUAGUCUUUUAUUUCUCUUCAUAAAAAAUGAAGAGAAUAAAAAGAGCUGUCGUUAGCUCUUCUUUCUUUCUUCUCCUCUGAGAAGAAACACGAGUGUCAGACACGUUACACGUCCGAUGAUGGCGAAUCUGCCUCAAUCGCUCUCGCUCAACCCUCCUUUUGGUGGUCCAACCGCUUCUUCUGCUAACACCAACGCUGUUCAGGCCAGCAAAGACCGUAGAAUGGCCUCAGCCGAACAGUUGGUACUCGAGCUCAGCAACCCUGAUCUCAGAGAAAAUGCACUCCUUGAUCUCUCAAAGAAAAGGGAAAUAUUUCAAGAUUUGGCUCCAUUAUUGUGGAACUCUUUUGGUACUAUAGCUGCACUUUUACAGGAGAUAGUGUCCAUAUAUCCUGUUUUGUCACCACCAACCCUUACUCCAGUUGCAUCAAAUCGAGUUUGCAACGCACUUGCUCUUCUCCAGUGUGUGGCUUCUCAUCCAGAUACAAGGACCCUAUUCUUGAAUGCACAUAUUCCUUUGUAUCUUUACCCUUUCCUCAACACUACAAGCAAGACAAGACCAUUUGAAUACUUGAGGCUUACAAGCUUGGGUGUUAUUGGAGCACUUGUGAAGGUUGACGAUACGGAAGUUAUUAGUUUCCUUCUAUCAACUGAGAUAAUUCCUUUAUGUCUGCGCACCAUGGAGAUGGGGAGUGAACUUUCAAAAACAGUAGCUACAUUUAUCGUUCAAAAAAUACUACUGGAUGAUGUGGGGCUGCGUUACAUUUGUGCUACAGCUGAGCGCUUUUUUGCAGUAGGUCGUGUGCUGGGUACCAUGGUUAAUUCACUUGCCGAGCAACCCUCAUCUCGGCUUCUAAAACAUAUCAUUCGUUGUUACCUCAGAUUGUCCGAUAAUCCAAGGGCUUGUGAAGCAUUAAGAAAUUGCCUUCCUGAAAUGUUAAGAGAUGCAACAUUCAGUAGUUGCCUUCGUGAAGAUCCAACUACUAAAAGGUGGCUGCAACAGCUGAUUAAUAAUGUAGCAGGAGGAAACCGAGCAGCAGCGUAUCAAGCUGGGGGAGGACUAGAGCACAUGCUAGGAAAUUAGACAAGGUUAUCAACAAUUUUCAAAUUGCAACUGCAUUAACAGAACUGAAUUCUUUUAUCUAUACAGACAAAGAAUUACCACUGAAGAGACCCGGUAUUUAUCUCUCUUUAUAUAGAUAAAUUUAUCUGUUGUAUGUUUUUCCUCAAAUUGGCAUAAGGGCCAUAAUCAUAAGUUUGAUGCUCUCAUCUCAUGUAAUCCAGUAUAUGCUGGUUGUAAGUUCUACGGAUCUUAAGAUAGAUACUCAAAACAGAUUGUUUUUAUUGAUUUCUGUCAUUCAUCGGGGAGUUCCUGUCUGUAAUGUCAGUACCAGCUCUUCCUUGCA